Molecule: messenger RNA, 309 nt
Organism: Eremothecium cymbalariae DBVPG#7215
Lineage: Eukaryota; Fungi; Ascomycota; Saccharomycetes; Saccharomycetales; Saccharomycetaceae
Gene: SPT4
Product: transcription elongation factor SPT4
Exons: 1
Coding region: 1-309 (102 amino acids)
Biological process (GO): regulation of transcription elongation by RNA polymerase II; mRNA processing; chromatin organization
Cellular component (GO): nucleus; DSIF complex
Molecular function (GO): zinc ion binding; RNA polymerase II complex binding
Source: RefSeq, a predicted model, not a curated record
AUGUCUAGUGAUAGAGCUUGUAUGUUAUGUGGUAUUGUUCAAAGUACUAGUGAAUUCACCAGAGAUGGAUGUCCAAAUUGUCAGGGAAUCUUUGAAGAGGCUAGUGUUUCUGCAAUCGAGUGUACCUCUCCAUCGUUUGAAGGGUUGGUGGGUAUGUGCAAGCCAACGAAAUCGUGGGUUGCUAAAUGGAUUAGUGUAGACCAGUAUGUCCCGGGAAUGUAUGCCAUUAAGGUCGAUGGACGUCUGCCUGCUGAAGUUGUUGAUUUAUUGCCUCAUUACAAGCCCAGAGAUGGCACUCAAAAUGAUUGA